Molecule: messenger RNA, 321 nt
Organism: Closterium sp. Naga37s-1
Lineage: Eukaryota; Viridiplantae; Streptophyta; Zygnematophyceae; Desmidiales; Closteriaceae
Source: the annotation of a GenBank genome assembly
AUGCGUAGCACGAGAUUUGGAUCUGGCAUUCUCAAGAACGUGUGGGACAAUCCCGAGGAGUUGGAAAAAGAUAACGUGCUGGUGGUGAGUGGGCACCAUGGCGUGCUCGACACAUCACGGCGCCUGCGACUGAUCAUCGACGAGGCGGGUGGGCUGGACGCUCCCAUUGCUGCCAUGCUGCUGCCAUCCCGGGAGAUCAUCAGAGACACUGACCCGCUGCCCAGCUCUGAAGAUGUCGUGGCUCAAAUGACUGAGGUAGCAGAGGCAGCAGCUAUGACACAGGAGGAGUCUGCACGUGAACUGGAGCCUGUAGCUGCAUAG